AUGGACUUGAUACGACAAGGCUUCAAUAUUGCCGUGACGCCAAAGCACACCAAAUGGAUAUGCCCACUACUCCUACUCGCAGACACCGCGCUCUGCGGAGUUGUUGUUUGGAAGAUCCCAUACACCGAAAUCGACUGGAAAGCCUACAUGCAACAGGUUUCUCAAUAUGUCUCCGGCGAGCGCGACUACGUCAAACUCCACGGCGACACUGGACCACUAGUCUACCCAGCGGCGCACGUCUACAUCUACCGCCUCCUCCACUACCUCACGGAUUCAGGACAGGAUAUCCGCCUCGCUCAAUACAUGUUCGUUGGGCUGUACUUGACCACUCUGGCGUUAGUAAUGCAGUGCUACGGUCAAGCGAACGCGCCACCCUACGUCUUCCCCCUGCUGAUCUUGAGCAAACGAAUGCAUUCCAUCUUCAUGCUGCGGUUGUUCAAUGACGGCUUCGCGGUCUUCUUCCUCUUUCUUGCCAUCUACUGCUAUCAGCGACGGUUAUGGACUGUAGGUUCACUGGCGUACAGUUUCGGACUGGGCGUUAAGAUGAGCCUACUGCUUGCCCUGCCCGCCGUCGGCAUGGUGUUGUGGCAGGGUAUGGGACGCGAUCGAGCAUUACGGCAAGCCAUGCUUAUGGGGCAAAUGCAGGUACUGCUCGGAUAUCCUUUUCUUGCUGCCAACCCCCGAAGCUACCUCUUCCGCGCUUUCGAGUUCAGCCGCCAGUUCUUGUUCAAGUGGACAGUCAACUGGCGGUUUGUGGGCGAGGAGACAUUCCUUUCACGUUCCUUCUCUAUCAGCCUGCUCGCCGCACACGCCACUCUAUUGGUCGCCUCCCUGAACACACGCUGGCUGAAGCCUAUGAAUGCGUCGUUACCCGGAUCUAUCCGGAAUCUGCUCACCCCACCACCAGCACAAGAACAAGCCAAGAUCGAACGCAGAGUGACGCCGGACUACAUCCUAACGACCAUCCUGACCGCCGUCAUUAUUGGCUGCCUGUGCGCGAGAAGCUUGCACUACCAGUUCUACACCUACAUCGCAUGGUCCACACCUUUCCUCUUAUGGCGAAGCGGCAUGCAUCCAGUGCUGAUGUACGCCAUCUGGGCUGCGCAAGAGUGGGCGUGGAACGUCUACCCUAGCACGAACGCAAGUUCCUUGGUGGUUGUUGCAACACUAGCCGUUACUGUCCUUUCAGUCUGGCUGGGCACGGGUGGCAGGAUCGACAACCAGCCCGCAGAAUCAGGACCAAAGCGCGACGGCUGA
Molecule: messenger RNA, 1257 nt
Organism: Baudoinia panamericana UAMH 10762
Lineage: Eukaryota; Fungi; Ascomycota; Dothideomycetes; Mycosphaerellales; Teratosphaeriaceae
Product: glycosyltransferase family 58 protein
Exons: 3
Coding region: 1-1257 (418 amino acids)
Cellular component (GO): endoplasmic reticulum
Molecular function (GO): dol-P-Man:Man(5)GlcNAc(2)-PP-Dol alpha-1,3-mannosyltransferase activity
Source: RefSeq, a predicted model, not a curated record